Prosopis cineraria is the source of this 1903-nucleotide messenger RNA. Its product is annotated as dof zinc finger protein DOF5.1-like. Gene Ontology annotation, molecular function: DNA-binding transcription factor activity; DNA binding. Gene Ontology annotation, biological process: regulation of DNA-templated transcription. The coding region runs from base 350 to 1429 and encodes 359 amino acids. The record is from RefSeq and is a predicted model, not a curated record. The transcript is spliced from 2 exons. NCBI's taxonomy places the organism in Eukaryota, Viridiplantae, Streptophyta, Magnoliopsida, Fabales, Fabaceae.
AUGGGCGGGGAAGGGAAGAGGAGGCCGCACCACCAAAAAGAUUCAUUUGGCGCGGACACUGUUUGAACUUCUUCAGCAUUCUUCACUCUCUUUUUAUUCCUUAUAUGCGCUUCCCCUUUCAUGUCAUUUCUUCAUGAGGCCAUCCAACUGAAGCUUCUGGGUUAAGAAACAUCUCCCCUUCUCCCAACCCUAAAAAGCAAUCCCACGCAAUUCAUAUUUUAUAAAUUCUUUCAAACCUCCUCCUUUAUUUUUGCUUCUCCCCUCUCUCUCUCUCUCUAAUACUCUAGUUCCUGUGAUUCUCUCCUCUUCUCUAUCUUUACAAAAGCAAGCCACCGAGAUCGAGUGAGCCAUGGUUUUUUCUUCCAUGUAUCCUUAUCUUGAUCCGGCCAACUGGCAACAACAGCAACCUGAUCGUCAGAUUGGAACUGGCGGUGGUCCGAGUUCUCAGCUUCUUCCUCCUCCGCCUCCGCUUCCUGCACAGUCUCAUGGGGCCGGCGGUUCCGUCUCCAUCAGGCCUGGUUCCAUGGCUGACAGGGCUCGGAUGGCCAACAUACCGAUGCCGGAGGCGGCGAUGAAGUGCCCUCGGUGCGAAUCCACCAACACCAAGUUUUGCUACUUCAACAACUAUAGCCUCUCUCAGCCUCGCCACUUCUGCAAGACAUGUAGAAGGUACUGGACCCGAGGUGGGGCGUUGCGAAAUGUGCCGGUCGGUGGGGGAUGCCGAAGGAACAAGAGAAGCAAAAGCAGCGGCUCAAAGUCACCGCCGGCGAGCUCUGAUCCCCAGACGGCCAGUGCUAGUUCAACCAAUUCAGUAUCUUCUAACAGUGCUUCUGCUGCUGAUAUAGUAGGCCUUUCGUCUCAGGUUCCGCCUCUGAGGUUCACGGCUCCUUUGCAUCAACUAACUGAGUUUGGAUCCGGAGAUAUGGGAUUGAACUAUGGUUUGAGUAAUUACAGCGCAAUUUCAGGUCCAGUGGGAGGAGUGGGUGACUUAAGUUUCCAUAUCGGAACCGCUUUUCCGGGAGGAGCAAGUAGCAGCAGCAGCUCGAUCUUAUCCGCCGCCGCCGGUUUAGAGCAGUGGCGGCUGCCACAAGCACAACAGUUUCCCUUCUUAGCUGGCUUGGGAGCCUCGCCUGAAUUGUACCAAUUUGAAAGUGGAGCUGCAGUGCCCAGAUAUGGUGGCGGCGCAAGUCAUCAACCCCGGCCAAAGGUUUCAACUGGGGUGAUAACUCAACUAGCUUCAGUGAAAAUGGAAGACCAUAAUCACCGGGAACUAAAUUUGUCAAGGCACUUCUUGGGGAUAAAUAAUAAUUCGACAGAUCAUGAGCAGUAUUGGAAUACUACAGCCGGUAAUUCUAAUACUGCCGCUCCUAAUUGGACUGAUCUUUCUGGGUUUAGCUCUUCUUCCACUACUAGCAACAAUCCACCAUAGGAAAAAAUAUAAUCAAAGAGAAAUCUCUGUUCCUUUAUGAAGCUUCUGGUUCUUUUGUUAGUCUGGCUUCAACUUCACAAAUUAAACUUCUUAGCACUCCUCAACUUGUCAACAUGGAGAGUAGAGCUGCUGAGGAUAGUUGAUGUGAGUACUUGGUUUCUCUAAUUAAGAUCUUAUGAAAACGCUGGAUAUGUGUUAAUUAGUUAUUCUUCAUUUAACCUUUUUUUCCGCUUUAACUAGUGUUAAGUAGUGUUACGUUGUUAUGAGGAUGUUAAUGCACAAUAGAGUGAAUUUAUGAGUAGUUCACCAGCAGAAUGAAUUAUUUUCAUCCGCAGCAGCUAAAAUAUUCUGGCGAUGUUCAAUGGUCACCCAAAUCUCAAAUGAACAGGUUCUUCUCUCUACAUAUGUUGGGAACUAUUGUAUUUUUGUGGAAUGGUUUUAUAUAUAAUUUGGUAGGUAAUUUCCUGCAAUAGU